Oncorhynchus kisutch (coho salmon) is the source of this 3842-nucleotide messenger RNA. Its product is annotated as filensin. The coding region runs from base 199 to 2235 and encodes 678 amino acids. Gene Ontology annotation, biological process: lens fiber cell development. Gene Ontology annotation, cellular component: intermediate filament; cytoplasm. The transcript has 9 exons. NCBI's taxonomy places the organism in Eukaryota, Metazoa, Chordata, Actinopteri, Salmoniformes, Salmonidae. Gene Ontology annotation, molecular function: structural constituent of eye lens. The record is from RefSeq and is a predicted model, not a curated record.
UGAGGCUUGCUUUUGAACAGGCCAGCGUGAGAUUUUUGGGGGUCUAUUUCGCAGGCGCCCAGGGCCAGGCAGCCUUUAGUCUAGAAUGAGACAGCCGAGGGUGAGCACCGGAGUUUUCACACACUAAAGGUGCCGCAGGGAAGAACGCACUCCGGGGAUAACAUCAACCGAGGCAGCGGGAUAGCGACAACAACCACCAUGUACAAGACCAGUUACCGGCGCGAGGUGCGCAAGGAGAAGUAUGAGCGUUCUGAUGUCUUCGAAGAGCCCUACGGCCCUGAUGCAUCGGCAGGCACCUCAGCCAUCCAGGGCUGGGAGAGCCUGCAGGAGCUCAACAGCCGCUUCGCCCGCUAUAUUAAUCGGGCACGCGUGCUGGAGCAGCGCAAUUCCGUGUUCCGCAAGCAGCUAGAGACGCUGCAGCGGAUGGAAGAGGCCAGUGGGCUUGAGGAGGCCUUUACUGAACAGAUUGGCCUGAACCGGAGGCGCAUCUGCGAGCUCUCUGCCGACCGUGCCAAACUUGAGCGCCAGCUGAAGGACGCAUGCCGCAUGCUGGACGAGUUCACCAACAAAUACAGAAAUGAGUGUGAGUAUCAAGAACAGCUGCGGGGUACAUUGGAACAACUCAACAGGGAGGCUGACCAUAACCUGCUCAGGAACCUGGAGUUUCAGAUCCAGACUCAGUUCCUUCAGGAUGACAUCAACUCCACCAAAGACAGACACAGAAAGAACCUGUCAGAGAUCCAGACCUACGUGAAUAUCCUGCACCAGAUCAACCAGACGAUACACCUGGUGCCAAAUAUGGCUGUGGGCACCUCUGAGGAGCAGGAGAAGCAGCUGGCCCAGAGGAGAGUUCCAGCACUGCAGAGUCAGCUGGAGGAGUAUAAGAGCGCCCUCUGUCAGCUCCAAGCACAGAGGCAGCAUCUGCAGUACGAGGUUGCCAUGAAAUAUUCAAUAUGUGGAUUGAACACCUUUGCAGUACUACAGCUGUCACCACAACAUCCUCAAAGAACGUCAGUGUUGGAGAGUUCCAUCAUGAGCACCCAGGAGGGCUAUGACGAUGAGAUCCAGCUGUACAACGAGCAGAUUGAGUCUCUGAGGAAGGACAUCGAGGAAGCUGAGAGAUCCCUGGACAAAUACACAAAUGAGUGCCGCCACCUGGCCAUGUACCAGACCUCACUGGAGAAUGAGCUGGAGAGGUACAAGAGGAUCAUCGAGAACGAGGACAACAGGUUGAAUUCAGCAAUAAUUGGGACUCCCAUUACCUUGUUCACCACCAAUUACCGCUACACCCACACACCCACUGUGUCGAGCAGGGGCAGAGACAUCACGCAAGCCAUCCAGGACAUCACCAGUAUCAAGCCUCGCCAGAAGAACCUGGCCAAGAAGGUCCUGAAGAAGAAGGAGAUCAGCCCCAAAGAUGUGAUGGACAGUGGACAGGAGGAGAGAGUCGGUGGAGCUGAACACAUGGAGGACGAGAAGCGAGGGGUGGCAGGGGAGGAAGCCGAGGUGAAGAGGGAGGAGCAGAGGUCCCUGUACACGCCCCAGGAUGUGCCAGACGGGGCUCAGAUCAGCAAAGCCUUCGACACGCUUUGUAACAUUGUCAGAGACCGAAUGAGGAAGUACAAGAAGCCAGAGCCAAUUGCUGACUUUUACACCAAGGGGCGCUAUGUGCUGGUGACAGGCGAUGGCAGCUACCCCCACCCUCACUUCUACACCUCCAGCCCCUCCGCCGGACACGUCUUCGUCACCAUCCGCAACGGCAUGGUCUCCCCUUAUGACCCCUUCGGGCCUUACACCCCCUCCCCAAACCCCCCUCAUCCUCAGCCCAUGCCACCCCCUGGUCCCCUUACCCCCACCCAGCCCUCUGACGGAGAGGGGGGGAAAGGAGACGAUAAGGGAGGAAAAGGUGGUGGGAAGGGGAAAUCUAGGGGCGGAGACCCCGAGCCUAGGCCGAAGAACCCUACUCCCCCCCCACAGCCCAACCCUGCCCCCAAAGGCCCCAGCAAUCCCUCCGGACCCAAGGGGGGUAAAGACGACAGUCACCGCAGGGGCCCUCGUCCCAUGCCCUCCCCCCGUGGCGCUAACAGCAUGCCCCCUGACUCCAUGAGCUACGAGAAGGUGGAGAUGGUGGAGUCAGUGGAAAAGUUCUCCAAUGACCGCAAGACCAAGGGCUAUGAGGAGACAGCCAUGGUGGUGGAGACCAUGAUCGAGAAGACCAGCAAAAAGAAGAACUGAGUCUGAGAUAAGGUCGACCUUUGCCAAUAUAUCUCACAAGUUUUGCCUCACCUUAUGCCAGUAAGAACAAACACUGAGCCAUUAUGUGACUCUGCUAAAGACACAUUCUAAAGACAUUGUUCCCACCCUAUAUGAAACCAACCUUAAAGAGACAGUUCUUCCUGAUACUGCUCCUCUAUUCGCUCACGCUUUCUGGCUUUGCUUUCAGCAAGUGUUUGCUGGUUCCAUAAUGCUGCUAUUGUUGUUUUCUACCUACGCCGUAACCUUACACAUUUAAUGUCUGAAAACAUGAAGUACGAACAUCAAAACUACAAGCCCCCUUGUCAUCUCAACCCCCGAAGUAGAGUAAACAUUGCUUGAUGUGUGAAAACACCUCUAACAUUUUUAUAAAUUGAUGACAUGCUACUGCCCUCAUGGAUGUUUGCCACCCUUCCAAACCAAAGCUGCCCCCAAACCCAAGAGCUCAUUUGUUCAAUUGGAUGCCAUUGACUGCCCUCAACACAGACUUUCUGUGUAUAAAAUUGCUUUAAUAAUAAAAAAGAAUCAAGCUUUAAAAGCGCAAAGCUCUACUGUCUUUGUGUUUGGACAUUAGCACCACUCUUAUGACACACUCACAGCUUUGUUCCACUACAAAUGAAUGCCCCAAUCCUUCAUAUCAUCUCAUUUCAAUCCAUUGAAAUGUGCCAAAAAGAUAUUAAAUGAUUCAUAUUAUAUUCUCUGAAUAAUAACAGCGGAUGUUUCAGAUUUUUACUUUUCGUAUGCAGUUAAAGCAUUAUUGACUUACUUUAUAAUGAUGGUAGAGGUGAUGGAUGCCUAGUUUUUUAACUGAUCACCCUGUUUGACUUGCAAACUAGAGCUAUAUUAAUUGCGUCAUAGUGAGGAAACUAGACUGAGCUAGUGCAGUGUUUAGUAAACAUUGGGUGUCUCUCAGCACGGAGUGAUAGGUACAGUUACUGAAGGAGAGUCAUCCAUUUUUAUUGAGAUGAACAGGAGGAGCAGACAGCGACCUCUGAACUCUGCACAAUCCACUUUCCCUUAGAGGGACAGACAAGAGAGAGAGAAAGGGAGAGCCAGAAAACGUGUGCGUGUGUGACAGAAUAACACCCAGUGUGUGAUGUAAAUGUCCCUGUGCUCUUGAGUGAACAGAUAAGUGCUUCCCAUUACAGCAUAGGCUUCAAUUGUCUGGCAUUGAGCAUUGUAAGGCCAAAUGACUUACCUUAGAAAGUGAAAUUGGAAUACAGAACCACCUAUCUUCCAGUUCCUAUCUUUCUCUUCCUCAUUCAAAUGACAAGACAUUUCUGCUACCUUGCCUGUGCAUUGCAGAGUGGUGCAAAUCACUGAAGUGCUUUAACAAACAGCUGAAUAGAUUUAUUAUAGUAUACGACAAAGGUUAUUCUGCAAUACGCUUUGAGGACCACAGGCUGCAAAAUAAAUCACUCGAUCCUUGCCUUGUUUAUAUAGAAACAGUUGCUUGUCACAAGAAUAUAAACGGAAAGAAGUAUCACUCCUCUGUUUGCAAGAUAUUAAACUUUAAGUAGAAUGACACUGAAAAUAAUUUACAGUCACAAACUGUACAACAGUUGGUUCACCAGAAGUGGAGGUGUGGG